Molecule: messenger RNA, 1080 nt
Organism: Anastrepha ludens (Mexican fruit fly)
Lineage: Eukaryota; Metazoa; Arthropoda; Insecta; Diptera; Tephritidae
Product: enoyl-[acyl-carrier-protein] reductase, mitochondrial-like
Exons: 1
Coding region: 1-1080 (359 amino acids)
Biological process (GO): fatty acid metabolic process
Cellular component (GO): mitochondrion
Molecular function (GO): trans-2-enoyl-CoA reductase (NADPH) activity
Source: RefSeq, a predicted model, not a curated record
AUGUUUUCACAUUUACACCAUCGUAUACAACGUGCCUUACGACGGAGAUGCUGCCGCAGCGCGUCGAAUAUUUGCGCACAAGCGCUGCAAUACUGCAAGCACGGUGAGCCCGCUGACGUACUUGAGCUCGUGGAAUUGGCAGUAUCAGAACCAAAAGACACAGAAGUGCUGGUAAAGCUGCUGGCCGCACCCAUUAAUCCCUCCGACAUCAACACCAUACAAGGCAAAUAUCCAAUAAAGCUGCCCCUACCAGCCAUUGCCGGCAAUGAGGCUGUAGCAGAAGUACUGCGGGUUGGCGAAAAGGUAAAGCAGCUUAAACCUGGGCAUCGCGUCGUUGUGGUGGAGAAUGCACUGGGCACUUGGCGCACGCACGCCACCUUUGCAGAACAUCAGCUGAUGUGCGUUUCCGAUAAAAUAGAUUUGGCUGCUGCUGCCACGUUGGUCGUAAAUCCACCAACUGCCUACCGCAUGCUGAAGGAUUUCGUGCCACUUGCCCAGGGCGAUUGUGUCAUUCAGAAUGGUGCCAACAGCGCGGUGGGCCAAGUAGUACAUCAACUCUGUAAAGCGUGGGGGCUCAAGUCGGUCGGUGUGGUGCGCAAUCGCCCGAAUUUCGAGGAGUUAAGAACAUAUUUGAGGGUAUUAGGUGCAACUGAAGUACUCACAGAGGAGCAAUUGGCGCAGACAGACAUCUUUAAAAAAGCGUUGCCAGCUCCGCGUUUGGCGCUCAAUUGUGUUGGUGGUAAGAACGCAUCGGAUAUAGCAAAACAACUUGCACCCAUGGGGGUGAUGGCCACUUAUGGCGGUAUGUCGCGAAAGCCAGUAAUGGUGUCAACGUCGGCGCUUAUUUUUAAAAACGUAUCGUUUUGUGGAUUUUGGAUCACGCGUUGGAUGAGGGAUCACGUAAAAACGCCUGUACGUGAAAAAAUGUUCACCGACCUCACGAAAUUGCUGGAGCAGGGCAAAUUGAAGGGAGUCAAGCAUGAGAUGGUGCCGCUAACAGAGUACAAAGCGGCUGUGGCGGCAACGUUAGACAUAAAGGGGUUGGUGGGAAAGAAAUACAUUUUGGAUAUGCAAUGCUAA